Capsaspora owczarzaki ATCC 30864 is the source of this 1114-nucleotide messenger RNA. RefSeq lists its product as hypothetical. Gene Ontology annotation, biological process: retrograde vesicle-mediated transport, Golgi to endoplasmic reticulum. Lineage: Eukaryota; Filasterea; Ministeriida; Capsasporidae. Gene Ontology annotation, cellular component: endoplasmic reticulum; SNARE complex. The transcript has 4 exons. The record is from RefSeq and is a predicted model, not a curated record. The coding region runs from base 16 to 969 and encodes 317 amino acids. Gene Ontology annotation, molecular function: SNAP receptor activity.
CACAAACUCAACACGAUGACCACCUUCAAUGACGAGCAGCAGAUCCUGCCGAUGGACGCCAUGUACAUCAUCCAGGACGCCAUCCGCGUCGAGUUUGAAGUCCAGGCACUCCUGCAGACCCUGCGUGACUGCACUGGACCACUCCCGGCAGCAACAGAGCUGCGCAACGGCAUCCGUGCCAAACUCAAGUCGCUGCCAGCCAUGCUCAAGGUGCUGGAACGCAUUGCUCGCGAACAAGACCGAGACCAAGACACGGAACUCGUGAUGAGCAAAGUGCAUCGGCACGAAGAGCAAUUGGAGCGCCUGCACGAACAGUUCCGAUUGGCAAAUGUAGAGUGCAAGGAAAACAUGGACCGUCAGCACCUGCUCGAUCGCGCUCAGCUCUUGUCGCUGUCGUUGCGCGCACAUUCGCCACGCGUGGAUUCGGCUGAAGACGCUGGCUCGGUUCUAGGCAAAACGUCAGUAUUGACGAACGAGCCUACUACAUCACACUCUACACUUCACAGCAAAGCAGCAGCAGCAGAAGCAGCAGAAACCAGCAAGUCGGCCUUCUCGUCGACACACAAUUCGUCCGAGCUCUCGACUCGUCAAGCGCUUCUCCCGGCCGUCACCAUCGCGGGCAUCCGACAGCGGUCUCUCGCUAGUAGCGUCAAGUCAUCUCAACAAAGUCUGCUGUCGACCUCGUCCGACAUAACGCAGAGUUUGCGCAACACGACGCAGUUGAUGGCCACGCAACUCGAGCAGAAUGCGCGCACAAUGCAAGUUCUGUCUUCGUCGUCCAAAACUAUCGAUGACUUCCAUUCCGAGUUUAGCGGCCAUGGAGGUCUAAUUGGCACUGGUCGCCGCAUUCUAACCAACAUCCGAAGGCGGGAAAUUGCCGAUCAUAUUCUUGUUGGCGUGGGCAUUUUUAUUUUUGUGUGCACCGUCUUGUACAUUCUUCGGAAGCGACUCGGGGCGCUCUUCUGGUGAGGGGGGUGCUCACUUGCUUAAUGCAGAGAUAAUGUCGAACGAAAGCUAGCUCCGUUCAUUUCGAUUCCCAUUCAGACUGUCCAUCCCUCUCUAUCAGUGAGUAACUCUGAAUUCACUCUGGUUCAAAAAAAUCCUCCACUCACAU